AUGGCCCCCGCCAUCGCAGCCAGUCCGGUCCUGCGCCUCUCGCGCAACAUGGGCGCUGGCGCUGGCAGCGGUGGGGCAGAUUUGGACAUCGACUACGUCAAGUCGUCCUGGGACACCGUCGUCACCAAUGUCAAGAAGCUCACACAAAAUCCCGCGGCGAGCAAUCAGGAAAUCUUUGAACUGGCCGGGCAGGUGCUCUUUGAGAAAAUCCUUGGUCCUCCGGAGGACACGGCGACGUUUGAAGCGAGGUGCAAGUUGUUCACGUUUAAAACGGACUACGACGAAAGGAUCAAGGAUCCUCACUACAAAAAGCACGUGAGUGGCGUGGUCGAAACAGUCAACACCGCCAUCGAUAACCUGCACGAUUUGGCAGGUCUCGAAAAAAUACUCUUUGACCUCGGCAAGAGGCACAACAACUACGGGGUGAAGAACUCUCACUACACGCUAGUCAAGGAGUCAUUGGUGUACACGCUCGGUGUCGCGCUCGGAGCACCGCUCGAGGGGAAGGACGCGGAGCAGUGGACCUUGGUCUGGGGCUUUGUGGAAUCGAAUAUGAAGAAGGGCCAGGCAUCCGAUGCCUCGUACUCGUUGGAAGGUUGA
Messenger RNA from Emiliania huxleyi CCMP1516, 600 nucleotides. RefSeq lists its product as hypothetical. The coding region runs from base 1 to 600 and encodes 199 amino acids. The transcript has a single exon. The record is from RefSeq and is a predicted model, not a curated record. Lineage: Eukaryota; Haptophyta; Isochrysidales; Noelaerhabdaceae. Gene Ontology annotation, molecular function: oxygen binding; heme binding.